AUGAUACGCUCCUUCCUCGUCUACGAGUAUAUAGACCUCCAACACAAAAUAUACACAUUAUACGCUCCUUCCUCCAACGCAAGUACACACACUUCCCUCCUUCCUCCACAAAUACCCAGAAUAAACGCUCCUUCCUCCAACGCAAGUACACAAACACCCGCUCCUUCCCUCCCCAUCUCGUCUGUCCUGGCAACAUCGCAUAGAAUCCCACAUUCACCGCCGCACCAUGCAGCUCAGUCCAGCCCUAUACCUGCUUGUCCCGCUGCCAGCCUCUCCCCUUGCCUAUCGUCAUUUACUUCCCGCCCACUCUCACAUCCACAUGCACUAUUUCACUCAUCCGGCAAACCUCAUACACACUUCACUUCCUGUCGGCAGCAACAAAGCCCCUCCACACCCGCAACAUAUCCAACGCCGCCGCACCUCCCUCGCACAACUGCAAAAAAUUGGUACAUUUAUCCACUACGCCACAGCAAGCCCUUGCCGUGCGCAAGAAUGGGUCGCGGAGGCUACGACACCACAGACGCAGCCGCGUACAAAUCGUCUGCGGCGGCAGAUGUAAUACGCGAGCACAACGCACAACGCGCCAGAGCAGAGGUAUGUACGCACAGGUUGAAUAGUACUUGGGACAGUGUGCUAAGAGUCUGUGUCAAGGCGGAGGCAGCGGAGGAGAUGAGGAGGGAUGAGUUGGCGAAGCUGAUUCGUUCGAAGAAGAGUAGGGGGAUAAGGGAUGCCCAGAAGGUGGCCAAGGCCAAGACCAAGGAGGGCGGGGAGAAGGAUGGGUCUGGAGGGACUGGGGAGGGCAGUGCGGCUUAG
This is a messenger RNA of Plenodomus lingam JN3, 813 nucleotides long. NCBI's taxonomy places the organism in Eukaryota, Fungi, Ascomycota, Dothideomycetes, Pleosporales, Leptosphaeriaceae. The record is from RefSeq and is a predicted model, not a curated record.